This is a messenger RNA of Lasiosphaeria miniovina, 1407 nucleotides long. RefSeq names its product major facilitator superfamily transporter. Gene Ontology annotation, molecular function: transmembrane transporter activity. The record is from RefSeq and is a predicted model, not a curated record. The transcript is spliced from 5 exons. Gene Ontology annotation, cellular component: membrane. Lineage: Eukaryota; Fungi; Ascomycota; Sordariomycetes; Sordariales; Lasiosphaeriaceae. The coding region runs from base 1 to 1407 and encodes 468 amino acids. Gene Ontology annotation, biological process: transmembrane transport.
AUGCUUCAGCCCAGACGGUUGAUGGACAAGGCCAUAUGUCUGAGAAAAACCAAGGCGACCCCUCGCCAGUUCAGAUACAGCGAGACGGAGACCAAACCCAUAUAUCUGAAAAGAAGACUGGUGCGCUGGAACGAGUCCGGCGCCAUCAUGUACCGGUUCGUAGCGACUAGCAACUCGUUCAUCCUCAAGGGCAUGAGCGACGGUGUGACAGGAGCUUUAAUUCCAUAUAUCGAGACAUACUACAAUAUCACGUACACAAUCGUGUCGCUGGUAUUCCUGGCGCCCUUCGUCGGGUACCUGGUGGCGUCGCUCGUGAACGGCAUGGUACACCACUAUGCGGGACAGCGGGGCGUUGCGGUGAUGGCGAGCUUUUCGCGGGUAGCCGGGCUGCUGACGUUGGUGUUCCACCCGCCGUACCCGGUCCUGCCCGUAGCCAUGCUGUUUGUAGGCUUCGGCAACGGGCUCGAGGACAGCGCGUGGAACGCGUGGGUGGGCAACAUGCACAACGCCAACGAGCUUCUGGGCAUCAUGCACGGCGCAUACGGCCUGGGGGCCACCAUCGGCCCGCUCAUUGCGACCGCCAUGAUCACCAAGGGCGGCCUGCAGUGGUACACGUACUAUUACGUGCAGCUCGGGGCCGACGUCGUCGGCGUGACCCUGCUCAUCACCUCCUUCUGGGGCGCCACUGCGAAGGCGUAUCGUGAGUCGCACAAGGUUCACAACGGCGGCCAGCGCACAACGACUCGGCAGGUGCUGCGCAAGCCUCUCACCUGGCUACUCGCCGUCUUCCUGCUAGGCUACGUGGGCGCCGAGGUGUCGUUGGGCGGCUGGAUUGUCACCUUUAUGCUGCGGGUACGCGACGCAGAGCCUUUCAUUGCUGGGCUCAGUGCGACCUUCUUCUGGCUUGGACUCACCGUCGGCCGCGUCAUCCUCGGCUUUAUAACGGGACGCAUCGGCGAGAAGCUGGCCAUCACCAUCUACCUGGGUCUCACGGUGGUACUGCAGUUACUCUACUGGCUCGUGCCCACCUUUGCUGCGUCGGCCGUCUUCGUUACCUUUCUUGGAUUCUUCCUAGGCCCGCUUUUCCCCGGCGCCAUUGUCGCGGCCACCAAGCUGCUGCCGAGCGACCAGCACGUCUCGGCCAUCGGAUUCGCCUGUGCGUUUGGCGGCGGAGGCGCUGCCCUGGUCCCGUUCGCCGUCGGCGCCAUUGCAGAGAGCAAGGGUGUUUACGUCCUGCAGCCGAUUGUGCUGGCUAUUUUGGUCACCAUCUUGCUGCUAUGGUUGGCUAUGCCCGGCGGCUUGCGGAGAGGAGGGCUCGAGCGCGCUCGGGAAAACCAAGAAGGGGUCGGCCACGAGAUCGGGCAAGCGAUCCGGUGGGCGAAAGUCAAGACAGGGAAAACGGCAUAA